CUUCCUUGGCUUUUCCUUUCUAUACCCCGGAUCUUCUGAGAAGUCCACCCCCACCACACGGCGAGCUCCCAAAGAGUAUCGCUCCACCACCCCGGCACCCGAGCCUUCUCAGUCGCAUAGACUGCUCACACAACACACAAUGGCACGAAGCUCACGGACCUCGAGCAAGCGCUCGACAUGGUCCAUCGCUUUCUACCUUCUGCUCGUCCUCGUUGGCGGUCUGAUGUUGGCGAAGACGGCACACGCCCAGGACGAGCCUGUCAAGGAAGACUCCAACGCAGUCUCCGGUCCUGUUAUUGGUAUUGAUUUGGGAACCACCUACUCUUGUGUUGGUAUCAUGAAGAACGGAAAGGUCGAGAUCAUGGUCAACGACCAGGGUAACCGUAUCACUCCCUCCUGGGUCGCCUUCACCGACGAGGAGCGCCUCGUCGGAGACGCCGCCAAGAACCAGUACGCAAGCAACCCCGGACGCACCAUCUUCGACAUCAAACGUCUCAUUGGACAGAAGUUCACCGACAAGGCCGUUCAGAAUGACAUCAAGCACUUCCCCUUCAAGGUCGUCAACAAGGGCGGACAGCCCCGCGUCAGCGUCGAGGUCCUCAAGAAGGAGACUCUCUUCACACCCGAGGAGAUCUCCGCCAUGGUUCUCGGCAAGAUGAAGGAGAUUGCUGAGAGCUAUCUCGGCGAGCCAGUGAAGAACGCUGUUGUUACCGUCCCCGCCUACUUCAACGACGCUCAGCGUGCCGCCACAAAGGACGCUGGCACUAUCGCCGGUCUCAACGUUCUCCGUGU
Molecule: messenger RNA, 792 nt
Organism: Parastagonospora nodorum SN15
Lineage: Eukaryota; Fungi; Ascomycota; Dothideomycetes; Pleosporales; Phaeosphaeriaceae
Exons: 3
Biological process (GO): protein refolding; cellular response to unfolded protein; endoplasmic reticulum unfolded protein response
Cellular component (GO): cytoplasm; endoplasmic reticulum lumen; membrane
Molecular function (GO): misfolded protein binding; ATP binding; ATP hydrolysis activity
Source: RefSeq, a predicted model, not a curated record